Messenger RNA from Brassica oleracea var. oleracea, 624 nucleotides. RefSeq lists its product as uncharacterized. Bases 1 to 624 code for a protein of 207 amino acids. The transcript has a single exon. The record is from RefSeq and is a predicted model, not a curated record. NCBI's taxonomy places the organism in Eukaryota, Viridiplantae, Streptophyta, Magnoliopsida, Brassicales, Brassicaceae. Gene Ontology annotation, molecular function: DNA helicase activity. Gene Ontology annotation, biological process: DNA repair; telomere maintenance.
AUGUCUAUCAAAAAUCCUCACGCAAAGGAUCAAACUUUUGGCAGAAAAACUGUUUUGUUAGGUGGUGAUUUUAGACAGAUCCUUCCGGUAGUUCUACAAGGAAGUAGAGCUGAUACUGUCUUCGCUUCGAUAAGUCAUUCAUAUCUAUGGAACUUCUGCCACAAGUUCUCUUUGAAGACAAAUAUGCGAGUCAACCAGGACGAAAAAGAGUUCUCUGAUUGGCUCCUCAAAGUCGGUGAAGGUCGUCCAGAAUCAGUACAGGAACAUGAGGACGAUGGCUACCAUGACCAAAUGGUAAACAUCGACCCCUCAUUGGUCCAAGAGACUAAAGAUGAGUCAUUAAAGCAAGUUGUCGAUGCAGCGUAUGGUGAUAUCAACCAAAUAGAGGCCUCCCAAAGUUCCUACACCGAUAAAGCUAUCCUAACACCCCGAAAUGAUACAGUCGAUGAAAUCAAUGCGUAUACAAUCUCCAAAACCGACGGAGAGUCAAAAGACUACUACAGUUACGAUAGCUUUGAGGUUUCGGAAACUCAAUCUAACCAAAAUGAUACACUAUACGCCAUUGAGUAUCUCCACUCCAUGGAGUUUCCAGGAUUGUCCCGAUUAUGCUUUUGCGCAACAUAA